CUCUCUUCGGUAACUCCCCACCGGUUUCCUCCCUCUCUCUACCUCACCGAUUUAACGGCGGUGCCAUCCCCUAAGCGGCAACCGGGGUCCCCGUAUGGGUUUCGGUGGGUGCCCCGCCCACCCUUACUUUGCCACAAAACCUAACACGUAUCAUCAACACAUGUCUCCUCAAGAACGAGUGACGAUCUAGAAGAUUCCGGCCACCUUCUACGGCCAAAUUCCAGCGGUAACGCCGACGAUUCCGGCCACCUUCUCCGGCACCACCGUUGCAUGACAGUACACAGCGGCGGCGACGAAGCGGCACGUGAAAGAGAGACCGAAAGGAGGGACCAGAGAGACGACGGCGGCACAGACACGGAGGUGUCGCUGAGGGUUCCGCAGUCUUUCUCCGAUUUCUUCUUCUGGUGGUGUGUUCUUUCUGAUUGUUUAGAUCUUACCGCUGCCGUUACAUUUCUCCCGGCGAAGACGAGAAAACAUGGAGAUUUGUCAAUCCGAUUUGGCCUUCAAUUGUAUUUAGGUAAGUGUUAUACAUGUUAUCUAGGAUUUGGAAGACGAAAGCACAUCAAGAUCGAGUUCUUAAAGUGCUUAUGCCACAAAGUAGUCUGAGCUAGCGACGUUUGGUGUUUCUCGGCGAAAAGUCAUUGGAGGAUGCUUUUUUGCUUCAGUGUGAUCAUGGGUUCACAUUGGAGUUGCAUUUAAUUUGCUUUUAGCUGAUUACAUGGUAUUGAUGCUUACGUAUAGAUCUGUCUCAUGCUCAUGUAAUUAAGUUUAAGCCCAAUCUGUUGUUUAUGGAGGAUUCUUGGCAUUAUUUUGGUUA
This is a messenger RNA of Helianthus annuus (common sunflower), 817 nucleotides long. RefSeq lists its product as uncharacterized. The transcript is spliced from 5 exons. NCBI's taxonomy places the organism in Eukaryota, Viridiplantae, Streptophyta, Magnoliopsida, Asterales, Asteraceae. The record is from RefSeq and is a predicted model, not a curated record. The coding region runs from base 271 to 606 and encodes 111 amino acids.